This is a messenger RNA of Ceutorhynchus assimilis (cabbage seed weevil), 1821 nucleotides long. The record is from the annotation of a GenBank genome assembly. Lineage: Eukaryota; Metazoa; Arthropoda; Insecta; Coleoptera; Curculionidae.
AUGAUAGAUCGAGUGAUACAUGAACAAAAUGCCUCUGAUGAUAUUGAAGAAAACUUUCACCCAGCUACACCAGUUAUAAAUGCAUCUACGAGUAUAACAACUUCACAAAUAACUCCUGUGGAAAAUCAAGAUCCUCGCGUUGUCAUAGAAAGGAUAGAAAGCCUUUAUUUCAUUCCAGAAAGUAUUUUUCCAAAUAAUGAUGAAGACCUGAUAAAAUCUUUAGAAAAUGAAAGAAACGUGGUCCAAAAAGACGUGGUCCAGAAGGACAUUGAAAAUUCAGUAGCUAAUCUUGACACUUUUCUGCCUGCUGAUGAUUUGGGUAGUAUUAAAGAUGGUGAUGCUAAUAAAGCAAUUAUUAUUGCCUCUAAUAAAAUUUCUACGUGUAAUAUUUUAUCAUCUGAUUCAAGAUCUUUCUGCCUUGAUGAAAAUAUUAACGAAAGCUUCUUUGUUGACGAAGAUAUAACUAGCACUAGCACGAAAAAACCAAGAAGCAAUUUCGUUCAUCAAACCGCUGAGACUGAAUUAUUGAAAUCUAAAAAUCAGACCAGUGGAUCUGAAGCUGAAGGAGAAGCUGAAGGAGAAGCUGAAGGAGAAGCUGAAGGAGAAGCUGAAGAAAAACCUGAAGAAGAACCUAAAGAAGAAGCAAGAAGUAUGAAACGGAGAAGAACCAAAGACCCUCAGAGAUGGAAAAGGCAAAUAAUGAAAAAAAAAGUGCAAUCGGGAGAAGAGCACAGAACAAAAUCAGGACGAAUUAUAAAAAAGAAAGUUAUGAAGGAAGCAUGUAAAUGUAGGAAACACUGUUCCGAAUCAUUAAACGACGAAAAGAGGAAACAAAUUUUUGAUAAGUUUUGGUCAAUGUCGGAUUAUAGCAGGCAGUCAGGGUUUCUGGGAAGUUAUGUGAUGACCGCCUUAAAAAAAAAGGAUGCUUCAGUGACUGGCACCGUAACACCUGAUAAAAGAGGUACGCACUCAUCUCGACCAUUCGUUAUUUCAGAAUUUGUUAAAAAAAGCAUCAGAGAUCACAUAAACUUGUUCCCCAGAGUGCCAUCUCAUUACUGCAGAGAAAACACAUCCAAGGAGUACCUGGAAGAUGGUCUAAGCAUUGCAAAAAUGUACCGUCUCUAUAGAGAUUGGUGCUCUGAGAAAAAAAUAAAUUUAGUGGCAUCUGAAAGGCAAUACAGAGACCUCAUGAAUGAUGAGUUUAAUAUAGGGUUUUUUCAGCCAAAAAAAGAUAGAUGUGAGACCUGCGUUGAUUUUGAGUUGAAGGUUUUAAAGACUCCUGACUUAAUAAACUCUUAUCAGAAACAUUUGGAUAGAAAAAAGAGAUCAAGAGAAUUGAAAGAAGCCGACAAGCUCAGAGCCGCCGACAAGAACGAAAAGUUUUCUGUGUGCUGUUUUGAUUUGCAAAAAGUUAUUCAGAUUCCUCAGUCAAACACCUCUGUAUUUUAUUACAAGCUAAAGCUCUCAACUUUUAAUUUAAGUAUAUUUGAUAUGGCUACAAAGGAAGGAUUCUGCUUCAUCUGGCAUGAGCAGAUUGCUAAAAGAGGAGCAAACGAAAUAAGUAGUUGUGUGUAUCGAUUUUUAAUGGAGAAGGCCAAUGGGGGUUAUAAAGAAGUGACUUUAUAUUCCGAUAAUUGCAUCGGUCAAAAUAAGAAUAGGAUGAUAGUUUCAAUGAUAGUUAUAAUAUAUUAUAUAUAUUAUAUAUUUCAAAAAAAUACAACAUCUCAAUAUGCCAUAGGUUUCUUGAGCCCGGCCACACACAAAACGCAUUCAUGCUUUAAUAGAAAGAAAGAAAAGAGAGAUGGAUUUAUUCACACCUGA